CAACAUUCCGCUCGCUCGCUCUCUCUCUCUCUCUCUCUCGCCCUAAAAGACCGUUCUACCCCCGCUAGGUUCCCUUAAUCCCCACUCGCCCACUCCUAUAUCACCGCCAAGAACUUCCUCUCUCGUUACCUGGCUCGCUUCGCUCGCCGGAACCCUAGCUAGCUCUGGUCUCCUCUCCGAUGGGUGCGCCGUGAGGGUGGAGGCGAAUCUCGUGGCGGCUUGGAUGGAGGCAGGGGCGGAUGAGGCGAUCGAGGAGGUUGGGGAGAGCUCGUCGCCGCCGAGGGGGAUCGGCAUCGCCUGCGGAGGAGGGAUCGCGCAAUCCGACAUCAAGAACGAAAUAUUCGCACGGCUGGUGGAGAACGGAAUCGAGGAAGCCGUCUCCAAUCCCCACUUCAAGGACCAGCUCGAUGCCCACUUCAGCCGCUUGCCCCCCAGUUAUUUAGUGGAUGUGAGCAUCGAUAGGGCAGAAGAUGUUGUGUUACACCAGAAAAUUCUAGCAGAAGCCGAGGAUCCAGAAAAGCGCCCAGCCUUCCAUGUCCGUUUCAUGAAGCUUGAGGACUCAAAUUUUGACGUGAGAAAGACCACUGAGGACACUGAAGAUGGAACAAAUGUUGCAGAUGCUCUUUCUCCAAGGCAUGAUGUUACAUAUGUCCCAAUUCAUGAAAUAACUUUUUCUACUAUUGACAAACCGAAGCUCCUUAGCCAGCUGUCUGCUUUGCUAUCCGAUAUUGGAUUGAACAUCCGUGAAGCUCAUGUUUUUUCAACAACGGAUGGCUAUUCUCUGGAUGUAUUCGUUGUAGAUGGGUGGCAUGAGGAGGAUACAGAUGGUUUGCACAAGGAGCUUGAGGCAGCAAUUGCGAGAAAUGAGGGGUCGUGGUCUGGUUCAUCUCAUUCUUCAGCUGCAGAGAAGAUAUUAGCUGUGCAACCAAAAGUUGGUGAGUGGGAAAUUGACAAAAGAUUAUUAAAGAUGGAAGAGAAGAUUGCAAGUGGAUCUUGUGGGGAUUUGUAUCGUGGAAGUUACCUGGGUGAGGAUGUUGCUAUCAAAGUUCUAAGAUCUGAGCAUCUAAAUGAAACUGUGGGGGCAGAAUUUGCUCAAGAAGUAAUGAUUUUAAGGGAAGUCCAACAUAGAAAUGUUGUUCGAUUUAUUGGUGCUUGCAUGAAACCUCCACACUUCUGCAUAGUAACAGAGUACUUGUCUGGAGGAAACCUCUAUGACUUUCUGCAUAAGCAUCAUAACACCCUGGAGCUCCCUGUGCUGCUGAAGCUUGCACUUGAUAUUUGCAGAGGAAUGGAUUAUUUGCACCGAAAUAACAUUGUUCAUAGGGAUUUGAAGACAGCUAACCUGCUGAUGGAUAACAAUCAUGUUGUGAAGGUGGCGGACUUUGGAGUUGCUCGGUUUCAAAAUCAAGGGGGGGAUAUGACAGCAGAAACUGGAACAUACAGAUGGAUGGCUCCUGAGGUUAUAAACCAUCAACCUUACGAUCACAAAGCAGAUAUCUUCAGUUUUGCUAUUGUGCUUUGGGAGCUUGCAACAUCAAAGAUCCCAUAUGAUACCAUGACACCCCUGCAAGCCGCCCUAGGGGUGAGGCAGGGAAUGCGCCCGGAGCCUCCAGAACAUGCACAUCCUGGACUGCUAGACUUGAUGCAGAGAUGUUGGGAGACAGCUCCUCCUAAACGGCCGUCUUUUUCACAGAUCAUUGUUGAGCUUGAGGAACUUUUGAAACAGGUUCAGGAAACUGGUGAAACGAGCAAACAGGAAACCGAUGCUUCAGAUAAAUUGGAGAAAUAACUGUUCCAUAUGUAGAUUAGUGGCAGUCUUUGUGAAUGAAGUUUAAGGGAGACGAAUCUAGCCAAGACAAAGUGCCAAUGUAGCAGCGUUUGGUUAACUUCCACCUCCAUCAAUUCACGUUUCUUCCACUGGCUUUAUCCCAAAGAAAAAAAAUCUUUAUAGAGCCUUGUUGAUAGUCUCUCUCGGCCUACGGUUCAUUGGUCAAAAACCACACUCAACACAAUGUUGCUGGCUACUGUGAAUAUCCUAUUUCCUAUUUAUAAUGAUCCUUUUCACAGGAAAUUAUACCCGGGGGCAAAGACCAAAAUUGUUAUUUUCUUUGGUGUUUGGUCUAUUGUUUUUUUAAAAUAGACUUGUAAAUUGACUGAUUUGGCUAAUCAAUUUGCUUGGUGUACGGCUACCAAUCUGACCUUUUUCGCUUUA
Molecule: messenger RNA, 2212 nt
Organism: Phoenix dactylifera (date palm)
Lineage: Eukaryota; Viridiplantae; Streptophyta; Magnoliopsida; Arecales; Arecaceae
Product: serine/threonine-protein kinase STY46-like
Biological process (GO): protein phosphorylation
Molecular function (GO): ATP binding; protein serine/threonine kinase activity
Source: RefSeq, a predicted model, not a curated record